This is a messenger RNA of Phytophthora infestans T30-4, 450 nucleotides long. RefSeq lists its product as uncharacterized. The transcript has a single exon. Lineage: Eukaryota; Oomycota; Peronosporomycetes; Peronosporales; Peronosporaceae. The coding region runs from base 1 to 450 and encodes 149 amino acids. The record is from RefSeq and is a predicted model, not a curated record.
AUGCGCUUUUUACUGAUUCCGACGGCAGCAGAAGCUCUGCUUUCUGCCACAAACUACGUGUAUUGUGGACAGAUGAAAAAGAUAUCGUGGAUGUUGCAGCGUCGACAUUUCGCCUUUGUACGCCAAGAUCAGCCAAAAGAUUUAGAAGAGUGUGUGAUGUGUACCAAACGUACGACCCGUGGGAAAAUACGGGGUCUCGGGAGAAGCACGUGCAAGCUUUGUUACGGCUGUGUCUGCUAUCCGUGCAAGAUCCGCAGACGCAUCAGCUUCAUCACGUUGGAUGGACAAUUAGUUCAGCGUAAAGUUACGUUUUGUGCAAAAUGUGUGAGCAUGGCUACCCAGUGUGAGGCACAGGACGCCGCGAGGGAUCAAGCAACGGGCUAUGCGGCUUACAAGACCCUCUCAACAUCAUCACAAUCCAACACGGUAGAAUCAUCGAUGUUCGAGUAG